AUGAGAGAUUCCAAGAGAGCUGUAGUACUUGGGAUCAGUGGGUGUUCAUCUAGUGGUAAGACAACACUUAGUCGACUUCUCCGUGAUAUCUUUCCACAUACUUUCGUUCUUCACGAAGAUGACUUCUAUAGACCUGAAGAAGAACUCCCUAAGAAGCAUGAUCUAGUAGAUUGGGAUUGCGCAGAAGCUUUGGAUAUACCAGAAAUGGUCAAGUCUCUUGAGCAUAUACGCAAAGAAGGCACAUUUCCUCCUAAUCUCGAUUCCAAAGAAGACAAAAAUUCUAUUGGAGAAUGUCCCGUGUCAGAUGAAGAUAUCGAAGCAUUAAAAUCUAAAGUCAAGACAUGGACAGAACCUGGGCAGCCAGGAUAUGGAAUCUUAUCAGACACAGAUUCUCCCAUGCGUCUUUGCAUUUUUGAUGGGUUUCUUCUCUAUUCCAAAUCCUUGGCCGAACUUCAAUCCCAGAUCGAUCUGAAACUUUUCCUCCGUGUUAGUUAUGAAAAGGCAAAAGGUCGAAGGGAAGCUCGUAGUGGCUAUGUAACUCUCGAAGGAUUCUGGGAAGAUCCACCAGGAUACGUUGAUAAGAUUGUCUGGCCAAAUUACGUUGAGGAUCACAAAUGGAUGUUCGAAGGUGAUGAUGUUGAGGGGAAAUUAAAAGAAGAUGUGAUUAGUGAGCUAGGUCUGAAAUGCCAGGAUGGAGGUUUGGACAUUGAUAUGACCACGACUCUUAAGUGGGCCGUGGCUACAGUUAUGGACUCUUUGCCUUCAUUUGCAAAGGAAAACUCAACGGCCGGGAAGUAG
Messenger RNA from Botrytis porri, 798 nucleotides. RefSeq lists its product as uncharacterized. Lineage: Eukaryota; Fungi; Ascomycota; Leotiomycetes; Helotiales; Sclerotiniaceae. The transcript has 3 exons. Bases 1 to 798 code for a protein of 265 amino acids. Gene Ontology annotation, cellular component: cytoplasm. The record is from RefSeq and is a predicted model, not a curated record.